GUGGACUGCGCAACUAAGCAUUAAGCGAGCGACAAGCGUGUUUUCGUUGAAUUUAUGAUCGUAGUGGUGUUUCUAGUUUGCUAGUUAAUAAACAUAAUUUAUUGAUUAUGCUUUUUGCUCGAUAAUUGUAAUUUCGCACAGCACAUUUGUAAGGAACUAUUUGCUGAAACUGCUUCCGGUUUCUCAGAUUUCAGUAAGUGACCUAGACUGAAAAUUUUUGAGUUAAUAGUAUGGCGACUACCAGUGAUAAUGCUCCAAAGAAUAAAGGGAAACCAUCCCUAACACAAGAUGAAGUGAUACAGAAGUUCCAGACAUUAAGAAAUGAACAACGUCAACUUGCUUUGAAGCUAUCUGAGCUGGAGCAGGAUCUGCACGAACACAAUCUAGUCCUGGAAACUCUGAAAACUGCAGACCCAGCUCGACGUUGCUAUCGACUAGUGAGUGGAGUCCUUUGUGAGAUGACCGUAGCUGAUGUCUGUCCUGUUGUACGCAACAACAGUGAACAGCUGACACGUUUGAUAGCAACACUUAAGGAACAACUGGUCUCUAAAGGACGUGAACUGGUUGAGCACAAAGAACGCUACAACAUCCGUAUACGUGGAGCACCUGAUGACCGUCCACCUCCUGGUUCAGAAGAAGAAAAACAAGGCACAGGAGCUGUGGGCAAAGAACCCUCUAGUGUUCUGGUUGGAGGUAGCAGUGAUGCGGCCAUUGUUAAUUGAACAUGUUAAUAUCUGCGAAAUAAAUGGUUAAUUGUGAACUCAUUAAUUAAAAAUUCCUAUAGCUAAGUGGAAAACAUUUAGUGAAAUGGGCAGUGUAUCAAUCUCCAGAAUAAUCUAAAACCAAUAUUUUCUGCACUACUAUGUUUAAUUUUUAACUUGCUUUUUAUACGCUAAUGGAGAAAAGAGUGCCGAACACUCGUGCUUGUAACAUACUCAUAAGGUGGCAUUAUGUUACUUAUGACAUAUUUGUUCCAUAUUUUGUUAACAUGUAACAUUCGGAAUUUAGGUUUUCUUAUAUCUUUCAGAACAAAACUAUAUAUUUGAUCAUAUUUGAAAUCUACCUCACAAAAGAAAUAAUCCAAACAUAAUAAUUUUGUUUUCUGUCCUGAUUGUCAGAUUUCUUAUUUUGAGCAUUCACUUAUAAAUUAUAAAUACUCAUGAUGUAAUGCUUGAAGAUAAAUUUGUCAACUUUU
Messenger RNA from Schistocerca cancellata (South American locust), 1195 nucleotides. RefSeq names its product prefoldin subunit 2-like. NCBI's taxonomy places the organism in Eukaryota, Metazoa, Arthropoda, Insecta, Orthoptera, Acrididae. The transcript has 2 exons. The coding region runs from base 231 to 722 and encodes 163 amino acids. The record is from RefSeq and is a predicted model, not a curated record. Gene Ontology annotation, cellular component: cytoplasm; prefoldin complex. Gene Ontology annotation, biological process: protein folding. Gene Ontology annotation, molecular function: protein folding chaperone.